UGCGCCGCCUAGAAAAACUUGCGCGGGGCCAUUUUUGGGGCAGUAAGAUCGAGCGAGGAGCCCAAGAGCGAGCGCACAGCCCGAGAGCUCGAGCCGCCUCCGCCGCGAGACCCCACCUCGGCCGCCGCCGCCCGCGCCACGAGAUCCGCACCGGCCUCCCCGAGAGCGAGCCCCGGCCGCCGCGACCUCCAGCUGCGCUAACCGCCGACCAACCGCCACCGAGGUGCCCGAGGGAGAGCGGAGGAGGCGGCAUGAGCGAGGCGGGCGAGGCCACCACCACCACCAGCACCACUACCACCACCACCACCCUCCCGCAGGCUCCGGCGGAGGCGGCCGCCGCGGCCCCCCAGGACCCCGCGCCCAAGAGCCCGGCGGGCAGCGGCGCGCCCCAGGCCGCCGCCCCGGCGCCCGCCGCCCUGGUAGCGGGCAACCCGGGUGGAGACGCGGCCCCCGCGGCCCCCACGGCCCCGGGCACCGCGGCCCCCGCCUCUUCGGCCGCCGCGGGCAGUGAAGACGCGGAGAAGAAAGUUCUCGCCACCAAAGUCCUUGGCACUGUCAAAUGGUUCAACGUCAGAAAUGGAUAUGGAUUUAUAAAUCGAAAUGACACCAAAGAAGAUGUGUUUGUACAUCAGACUGCCAUCAAGAAGAAUAACCCACGGAAGUAUCUGCGCAGUGUAGGAGAUGGAGAAACUGUAGAGUUUGAUGUGGUUGAAGGAGAGAAGGGUGCAGAAGCAGCCAACGUGACCGGCCCGGAUGGUGUUCCGGUGGAGGGGAGCCGCUAUGCUGCCGAUCGGCGCCGUUACCGACGCGGCUACUACGGCCGGCGCCGUGGGCCUCCUCGCAAUUACGCUGGGGAGGAGGAGGAGGAAGGGAGCGGCAGCAGUGAAGGAUUUGAGCCCCCUGCCACUGACGGGCAGUUCUCUGGGGCCCGGAGUCAGCUGCGCCGCCCCCAGUAUCGCCCUCAGUACCGGCGGCGGUUCCCGCCUUACCACGUGGGACAGACCUUUGACCGCCGCUCUCGGGUCUUUCCCCAUCCCAACAGAAUGCAGGCUGGUGAGAUUGGAGAAAUGAAGGAUGGAGUCCCAGAGGGAACACAGCUUCAGGGACCAGUUCAUCGAAAUCCGACUUACCGCCCAAGGUACCGUAGUAGGGGCCCUCCUCGCCCACGACCUGCCCCGGCUGUUGGAGAGGCUGAAGAUAAAGAGAAUCAACAAGCGGCCAAUGGCCCAAACCAGCCACCUGCUCGCCGUGGGUACCGGCGCCCCUAUAACUAUCGGCGGCGCCCCCGUCCUCCUAAUGCUCCUUCACAAGAUGGCAAAGAGACCAAAGCAGGCGAAGCACCAUCUGACAACCCUGCUCCGGCCACCGAGCAGAGCAGUGCUGAGUAACACGCGGCUCCCCAGGCACCUUCACCAUCAGCAGGUGACCUAAAGAACUAAUGACCAUUCAAAAAAAUAAAACAAAGCAAAAAGCAGACCGUGACCUUACCAACACAACACCAAAGAAACGUCCAAGCAAUAAAGUGGAAGAACAAUAACCAAGAUGUGGACAUUAGAAUGUUUACUAUUAUUCUUUACAAAACAAACAACUACACAAGGAAAAUGUCAGCCAGUUUUUCCAGCAAUCUGAGAUCCUGGGAACGCCUGCACAGAACAAGAGAGCAACCUCCCCAGUUUCAGCAACUACUAGGUUUAUAUUUUUUUUCCUGGUUUUUACUGUUUUGGUAAUAUGAAUUGAAAGAAGAAAACCAAAGAAAUCUUGAAAUAUAUAGUAAAUGCUUUUUUUCCUUUUUUGUUCAUUUUGGAUGCUGGUGCUAAACUUCCAAGUGUCAUGAUUUAAAAAGAAAUUUUAUGCCCUUCUUAUUUAUUUCUAGGAUGAGGGGAGGAUGACAUUUUGCUUUCUUAAGUGACUCUCUUUGAAAAUGUGCCGUAUGAAGUUCCUCAAAAAUAAAAUUUUUACCCUUGAAAGGAAAAAAUUGUAUAAGUAAAGUAUGUUUUCCUAUCUCAGUAUA
Phacochoerus africanus (Common warthog) is the source of this 2011-nucleotide messenger RNA. It is a transcript of the gene YBX3, whose product is annotated as Y-box binding protein 3. Gene Ontology annotation, cellular component: nucleus. Gene Ontology annotation, biological process: regulation of gene expression. Bases 252 to 1388 code for a protein of 378 amino acids. Lineage: Eukaryota; Metazoa; Chordata; Mammalia; Artiodactyla; Suidae. Gene Ontology annotation, molecular function: nucleic acid binding. The record is from RefSeq and is a predicted model, not a curated record. The transcript has 10 exons.